Molecule: messenger RNA, 1536 nt
Organism: Psilocybe cubensis
Lineage: Eukaryota; Fungi; Basidiomycota; Agaricomycetes; Agaricales; Agrocybaceae
Exons: 8
Coding region: 1-1536 (511 amino acids)
Biological process (GO): mitochondrial respiratory chain complex III assembly; protein insertion into mitochondrial inner membrane from matrix
Cellular component (GO): mitochondrial inner membrane
Molecular function (GO): ATP hydrolysis activity; ATP binding
Source: RefSeq, a predicted model, not a curated record
AUGUCCUUCGACGUUGCCGACACCUCUGGACAGUCAUGGUUUGGCCCUGCAUCGCUCCUUCAAGGGAUGGGCACAAAGCUGGAAUCGAUCGGAAAUGCUGCAGGAGGAUCAAACUCGUAUUUUGGAAAUAAAUACUCAAUUACCGCACAUUUUUCCGAAGGUGACCCUGCCUACGACUGGAUCAUAUUGUUUCUGACUGAGGAAAAAGUGUGGACACGCUCGAGACAGUUUCAAGUCAAUGCCGCAUCUUCUCUUCGACAAUGGACGGUCAACUUGGCGUCUAACCCCAAGCCGGGUGGGCACGUCGAUGAACACGCAGAGUACGUCCCAACAUAUGACGAACCACAGCUGUUUCGAUGGAGGGGAUACUGGGCCGAAAUCAGGAGGAGUGGAUCACAAAAAAAUCAAGCAAAUUAUAAUGCUUUUAUCAUGGAUGGAAGUGGGUCUUUGGGAAAGCUGUCAUUGACGCUAUAUACUCGCGAUAUGAGCGCGUUGUCUGCAUUGGUCGAUGAUGCGCGAAAGAAAUAUAUGGCCACUAGUAGACCACAUGUCAUUGUGCAUAGCGCUGACCAGGCUGGAGAAUUGGGUCUCGAGAUAUAUUCUCUUGCGCUUUCGUCAAACAUGCUUGAUGAUGCAAUGCUGGCACGAUUGGUAUCAUCAAUACCAAAACAAGCCAUAAUCCUUAUUGAAGAUAUCGAUUGCGCAUUUCCUUCUCGCGAAGAUCAGGAGAAUGAGGAAUCGUCGAUGCGUGGUAUGAUGAUGGGAAUGAACAUGAUGGGGAUGAAUAGACGCGCUAUGAACAUGGCAAGACCCGGAUCCGCCGUGACUCUCUCGGGGCUCCUUAACGUUCUCGAUGGUGUUGGAAGUGAGGAAGGGAAACUAUUUUUUGCAACGACAAACUACGUUGAACGACUGGAUCAAGCUCUUUUACGUCCUGGACGAAUCGACGUGAAAAUUCCAUAUCAGCUUGCAACACAGGAACAAGCUGCUGCAUUGUUUGUACGCUUCUACCCAGAUGACGAGCUUACCGUGGAUGCAGGAUUAGAUAUCGAAAAGAAAUCUCUUCCUGACUUUGCGAAGCCAUUGGACAUACCUGCACUUGCAGAACGUUUUGCAUCUUUUGUUCCCCAGCAUGAAUUUUCCACAGCCGAGUUGCAGGGUUUUCUUCUGUCCUGCAAAAAUGAUCCCCUUCGUGCAGCAGAUGAAGUCGGUGCAUGGGUGGAACGAGAGAAAAAGGACAAGUUGGAGCGUUUAAAAAGAGAAGCCGAGGAGAAGGAAAAGAAGGAGGAAAAAAAGGAGGCCCAUGAGACCAAGCGUUUGCGAGGCGGGUUAGCGAGACUCGGCGUUUCUGUUGGAGGUCAAGAACCAAAAUUUGAAGCUCUGCCUUACCUCAAUUCAACGGUUACCCCUCAACAUCGUGCUAAAGUUGAUGAUAAACCUGAUGCAAAUGGAGCUGCUAUGGAUCAAUACCAUGCUGAAGCUUCCACUUCGAAAGUAUCUCAGGUGGUUGACCCUAACGGCUCGACUUUGCUGUAG